Molecule: messenger RNA, 1584 nt
Organism: Pistacia vera
Lineage: Eukaryota; Viridiplantae; Streptophyta; Magnoliopsida; Sapindales; Anacardiaceae
Exons: 8
Coding region: 473-1276 (267 amino acids)
Biological process (GO): protein ubiquitination
Cellular component (GO): membrane
Molecular function (GO): ubiquitin-protein transferase activity; zinc ion binding
Source: RefSeq, a predicted model, not a curated record
UGCCUCUCUGUAUCUGCAUUGUCAUCUUUAUUUCACUUCUGUUCCUGAAUCUGGGUCUUUUUUUCCGUCACUUUCUGGUCGUUUUCUUCUGGGUUUUCCAUUUUUUAAAUUCGGGGAUUUAAACGCUCUGUUACCAGGUCCCGGCAACGUACUGGACUUCAGGGUUUUACCUCAUAUGAUUUGUAAUACAUUUUUAAUUUAGAAAUCGUGAUUCGUUUUGUUCCCCAUUGCUCUAUUGUUUUCGUUUGUUAAAUCUGGGUUUUUGUUAUUUUCUGUAUCUAUCACUAUCUCUAGCUUUUUGUUAUUGUAUUUUACGCCACUUUCGUUUUAAAAAUGUGGGUUUGCUCUUGUGUUUCAGCUUUAUGAACAGGGUCUUUUACCUUAUUUUUUUAAAUUAAUUUUUUUAUUUGAUGGCUUUUGCUUUCUGGGAUUUCGGAUAUCAAAGCAAGCUAAUAUAUCUUUCCAUUUCUGGAUGGGGGAUCACUUUGUGUUGCUGAUGGAUCGGUUGCUAACUGAAUCAACCAUUGAAGCUGCUAUCGAGAGCAACAACCGGUUGCAGCAAGCUGCAGCCUUGGCAAACAAAGAUAGCAUGGCUAAACUUUCUUCUCACAGAGUGGAUAAAGAUAUUGGUUCAUCCCCAAGUAAACUGGUAGAGUGUAGGAUUUGCCAUGACGAGGAUCAAGACUCAAACAUGGAAAUUCCUUGCUCUUGCUGUGGCAGCUUAAAGUAUGCUCACCGCAAUUGUGUUCAGAGGUGGUGCAAUGAGAAGGGUGAUACUAUCUGUGAGAUUUGCCGUGAGCAAUAUAAACCUGGCUAUACAGCACCUCCUCCUCUCUUCCACUAUGGUGAUAACUUCAGGGCAAAUUGGGAGAUUUCAAGAAGGGACCUGCAUAACCCUCAGUUUAUAUCCAUGGUUACUGCUGAUCGUGAAUUUCUGGAUUCUAACUUUGAUGAGUAUUACACACCCAGUUCUAGAAGCCUUUUAUGCUGCCGUAUUAUUGCUAUAAUUGUAUAUUUCAUGGUUCUUCUGGUGUUACGGCAUACUCUUCCGAUCAUAAUUAGUGGGGCUGGAGAAUAUUCCUUGACAUUGUUAAUGUUAAUGAUGUUGAGAACCAUUGGGAUUCUGUUGCUUAUCUAUAUCAUGGUUAAGGCAUUCACUGUCAUCCAACGUCGUCGAAACCAGCAGGAAACUCGAUUAUCGCUUGGUGCAACAGAUGAAGAAAAUGAGUUGCCACGACUGCAGCAUACUCGGCCACGUCUUAUUCAUGUUCAAUGAUUGUUGUGACAACCAAGUCACAUUGGAAGAAUUAAGUAGCAGGGUAUAGUGUACAGAAAGUUGUGGCAGCGGAAGAUCCUCAUAAGGUUGCUGCAAAUGGUGAGGCUUUGGUGGACUAUAGUUUAAAGGGCAAUCAUCCCUGGAUCUUUAGAUGAAAAUAGUUGAGAAAUCAAUUGACAUACUGAGAUGUAUAUUUUAUGAAUUCUGUUAAGUAUAUAUGUAUAGUUACAAGGGUAUUUAGCAGUGUAUGUAACUCUUGCAAAAUAGAAAAAAGAAAAAAAAUAGAAAAUACAAAGAAUCUGAGCUGA